AUGUCGACAUUGGGAGGUGACUUGGAACAAAACGCGCCGAUCGACUUGGACCCUCCCUUGGGGCUGCACCGUCCUUCACCUGGUGACUCUUCAGCAAGGCCAAACGAGGAAUCAGGUGAGGAGAGGGCAUGGAAGGAGGAUUUGUGCCAUGCAAUAUGCGGUAACAAGUGGAGUGAUGUGAAAGUAAUUCUGGAUCAAAACCCUAAUGCUUUGACUUCAGUAAUUUCUUAUAAAGGCAGAACAGCACUUCAUGUGGCUGCAAUGUUUGGGAAUGUCACCAUUGCGGAGGAGUUACUAAAAUUACUGCCUCCAGAAUUCGUUCUAACUCCUGAUUCUGACGGUCGUACAGCACUUCUAAUGGUUACUUAUUUUAGUGGAAACACUCAAGUCGCAAAAUCCCUCGUAAACAAGAAUAGCCGCACACUUGUAAUUCCAGACAUUGUUGGUGAUCUUCCUGUUAUAGUGGCUUUUGGAAAGGGUUACCAAGAAAUGGUACGUUAUCUUUAUUCUGUCACUCCAUUGGAAUGCCUCACAGGCCGUUCGGGUUCUAGGCUUCUUCAUCAUUGUUUACAUGCACAAUGCUUUGCUUCCAAUCAUGUUUGCGUGGACAUCGGCCAAGAAGAUGGAAGUCAAGGAGAUAAAGCAAAACUUACCAAGCCAGGUACAAAAGCAGCAGGCAUUCCUGCUCUUCAUACAAGCCCACCUUCAGCACUUAUGACCUCCUUACUCUUGGAAUUGCUUGCUCUAGCUGUAUAA
Neltuma alba is the source of this 756-nucleotide messenger RNA. RefSeq lists its product as uncharacterized. Gene Ontology annotation, molecular function: protein binding. Lineage: Eukaryota; Viridiplantae; Streptophyta; Magnoliopsida; Fabales; Fabaceae. The coding region runs from base 1 to 756 and encodes 251 amino acids. The record is from RefSeq and is a predicted model, not a curated record. The transcript has 4 exons.